UGACGUAAGCACGCGACCGGCCAGCCGGGAUGGCUGGGGGUGACGGCCGCCUACUGCAGCAGGUGGACUGUCUUAACUUGCAGCUUCCCUGAGGUGCAGACAGCUGGGCAUGGGCCUCCCGAGGCUUCGCCAUGAGCUUCCUGAUCGACUCGAGCAUCAUGAUCACCUCCCAGAUACUGUUUUUCGGAUUCGGAUGGCUUUUCUUCAUGCGCCAGUUGUUUAAGGACUAUGAGGUGCGUCAGUAUGUCGUGCAGGUGAUCUUCUCCGUGACUUUUGCAUUUUCCUGCACCAUGUUUGAGCUUAUCAUCUUUGAAAUCUUGGGAGUUCUGAACAGCAGCUCCCGUUAUUUCCACUGGAAAAUGAACCUGUGUGUAAUUCUGCUCAUCCUGGUUUUCAUGGUACCUUUCUACAUUGGUUACUUUAUCGUGAGUAACAUCCAACUGUUACACAAACAGCGCCUGCUCUUUUCCUGUCUCUUAUGGCUGACCUUUAUGUACUUCUUCUGGAAGCUGGGAGAUCCAUUUCCCAUACUCAGCCCAAAGCAUGGGAUCUUGUCCAUAGAACAGCUCAUCAGCCGGGUGGGCGUGAUCGGGGUGACGCUCAUGGCUCUACUGUCCGGAUUUGGUGCUGUCAACUGCCCGUACACAUACAUGUCCUACUUCCUUAGGAACGUGACUGACACGGAUAUCCUUGCGCUGGAGCGGCGCCUGCUGCAGACCAUGGACAUGAUCAUAAGCAAAAAGAAAAGGAUGGCCGUGGCGCGGAGAACCAUGUUCCAGAGGGGGGAGGUGCAGAACAAGCCGUCGGGAUUCUGGGGCGUGCUGAAGAGCGUGACCGCGUCAUCUGCAGGAAGUGAAAAUCUGACUGUUAUUCAACAGGAAGUAGAUGCUUUGGAAGAACUAAGCAGGCAGCUUUUUCUGGAAACAGCUGAUCUGUAUGCUACUAAGGAAAGAAUUGAAUACUCCAAAACUUUCAAGGGGAAGUAUUUCAAUUUCCUGGGUUACUUUUUCUCUAUUUACUGUGUCUGGAAAAUUUUCAUGGCGACCAUCAAUAUUGUUCUUGAUCGAGUUGGGAAGACUGACCCUGUCACCAGAGGCAUUGAGAUCACUGUGAAUUACCUGGGGAUCCAGUUUGAUGUGAAGUUCUGGUCUCAACAUAUUUCUUUCAUUCUGGUUGGAAUAAUCAUUGUCACAUCCAUCAGAGGACUGCUGAUCACUCUUACCAAGUUCUUCUAUGCCAUAUCCAGCAGUAAGUCCUCCAAUGUCAUUGUCCUGCUCUUAGCACAGAUAAUGGGCAUGUACUUCGUCUCCUCGGUGCUGCUGAUCCGAAUGAGCAUGCCCCCCGAGUACCGGACCAUAAUCACGGAAGUCCUUGGGGAGCUUCAGUUCAACUUCUAUCACCGCUGGUUCGACGUCAUCUUCCUCGUCAGCGCCCUCUCCAGCAUACUCUUCCUCUACCUGGCUCACAAGCAGGCACCAGAGAAGCAUAUGGCGCCCUGACCUUAGAGCCACUGCAGACUGAGGAAGGAGACACAGUGGGCCAUACCUGGGCCUUCAAUUCUGUGAGCAGAUGAGCUGCUAGGGCGGUUUAUUCUGCAUCCAGCACUUGCCUUACUCCUCCUGUGGCAGUACUGGAGUUAUAAGGAGUUCCCACGGAGGCACGAGAGGAGAAAAGCCCGCAGCAUUCUGCAGGGAGCAUGCGUGGGUCUGAAGCUGUGCAAUGUGGAGAGUGAGGGUCAGGGCAUGAGGAUACCCUGGUGCUCCUCAGGUGGCUUCCCUCAAAAAACUUAGUAAAAUCGGAAUUUGUAACAC
Messenger RNA from Peromyscus eremicus (cactus mouse), 1811 nucleotides. RefSeq names its product G protein-coupled receptor 89A (gene Gpr89a). The transcript has 14 exons. Lineage: Eukaryota; Metazoa; Chordata; Mammalia; Rodentia; Cricetidae. Bases 132 to 1499 code for a protein of 455 amino acids. Gene Ontology annotation, cellular component: Golgi cisterna membrane. The record is from RefSeq and is a predicted model, not a curated record. Gene Ontology annotation, molecular function: voltage-gated monoatomic anion channel activity. Gene Ontology annotation, biological process: intracellular pH reduction.